CAAGAUCUCAUCAAGAUGUAAUCCGUAAUUGGACGUACCAGUUGGCUCAGGCUUUGAUGGAUGAGUAUAAUGAGGAGCACCAUCUUCCGGAGGAUCGUGCACAUCAAGUCAAAGAAGUUGUGUGCAUCGAAGCAAUUUUUGAGGGUGAUGUGUUUAAGUGGUACACUCAUAUGAAUUUCACUACAACGGCUAAAGGAGUCGACGAUGGCAUCACCACCAAUCUAUUUUUUACUGAAGUCAUAUCUACGAAAGGAGAACUUGAGGAAUUGGUUCCCAGCUGUUUACGAAUGCUUGAGCCUUCUGAUAAUGGUACGUGCCAUGGUUGUGAAAAUAAUGGAAGUGGCGAGCAUAUGAAGCACCCCAAGGAUGCUUCUGAGUACACGGGUGGUCAUGUGAGGGACACAUGUUUUUUGCCGGCACCUGGAUUGCCCCCCAUGGAAUACCCUGUAGGCGACGAGGAUGAACUGCAUCGCGCUGAGGAGGCUAGGUUAAGAGCCGAGCUCACGGCCUAUGAGGAUGCAAGCUUUUUUGAAAAGUUCAAGGGCCCCCAUCCGGGCCCCUUUCUGGUCAGAGAACCUCUUGUUGAAACCGAAGAAAUGCGGCAGCUGUGGUUGGCUUUAGAGGGGCCCUGAAGUGAAAGAUGACAC
Molecule: messenger RNA, 647 nt
Organism: Lolium perenne
Lineage: Eukaryota; Viridiplantae; Streptophyta; Magnoliopsida; Poales; Poaceae
Source: RefSeq, a predicted model, not a curated record